Molecule: messenger RNA, 692 nt
Organism: Phycomyces blakesleeanus NRRL 1555(-)
Lineage: Eukaryota; Fungi; Mucoromycota; Mucoromycetes; Mucorales; Phycomycetaceae
Exons: 2
Coding region: 509-676 (55 amino acids)
Source: RefSeq, a predicted model, not a curated record
AAAAUUACAAAGAUUGAUUGAUUGGGUAUACGGCCAAAAUUCAAGAUCCAAGAGUAAAGUUACAGAUUCGUUUCCUUGGUGCUAAUUUGUUUUUUUAUCACGUCCAAAUACGCGCUCGACAGUGUAUUACAGCGCCAAGGUGCCAGAUCAUUUUCGCUAACCAUGCAAUAGUCUCGGAUCAAUGACACAACAAAAAGCAAGUUGUCCGCAUGUCCCAUCAAAUCCAGGAGAUCACAUUUCUUCGUUGAAAUGCGCAACCGAACCAAUUCUAUUGCUUCUUUGCUAAAGAUGCACAACCGAUAAAAGUCAUUGGCAAGUAGUGUGACUGAAACACUGCUGCUAUUUUUGACCUCUCCAUAGGCGCUAGUGUACAAGAGCCGGUAUCCAGAUGAUGCAUACACGUCAAUUUUGUAAUCUGUGAAGUAUUAGAGAUUGAUUUUGGGGUUAGUAUCUCAGCAAUGAGAUAAAUUAGAGCUGUAAGAGUGUUGUUUAUUUAAGAAAGAAGAUCAUGGCUGCUUAUAUAAAUAUUUGGUUGCCUGAUUUAAGGUCUCCGCCGGUUAAUGGUCAAUUAUCACUGAAGCAAUGUGAAGUGUCCGAGUGCCUGGUGUGUGGUACGUUCCUGAGAUGUGACCAUGUUAGGUUCAUUAGCAAUUGUAGUAUCCGUUCUGGAUCGUGAAGUUUGCAUUUUACUC